Molecule: messenger RNA, 1803 nt
Organism: Cyprinodon variegatus (sheepshead minnow)
Lineage: Eukaryota; Metazoa; Chordata; Actinopteri; Cyprinodontiformes; Cyprinodontidae
Product: myocyte-specific enhancer factor 2A-like
Exons: 10
Coding region: 1-1164 (387 amino acids)
Source: RefSeq, a predicted model, not a curated record
AUGGGUGUGAUUUAUACCCCUAAACUCCAGCUUGGCUCCAGCAGAGUGAAGUUUCAGCAACAACAGAGGCUGUCCAAGGCCCUGAAUAAGAAGGAGCACAGAGGCUGCGACAGCCCGGACAAUGAGAGCACCUACGUCCUCACCCCGAGCACAGAGGAGAAAUACAAAAAGAUUAACGAGGACUUUGACAACAUGAUGAAAAGUCAUAAAAUAUCCACAGGUCAGCCGCAGCAGCAUUUCAUGCAAGCAGCAUUAGGCAGCUCAAACUAUUGUCACGGUGCAGCCGGAGGAGGAGGAGGAGUGACUUCCCAGGUUCUGUCCGACAACGGGAUCCUCUGCUCCCCUCACACACAUCCUCAAAGGCACACAAACUCCUCACAAAGACCUCCCAGCACCGGAAACUCAGGUGGCCUGCAGGCCAGUUCAGAUCUGGCUCUACACAACGGAUCUGGAGCAGCUGUGAAUGGAUUCAUGGGGUCCAGUGAUGGAAGCAGCAUUUUGGGGAAGAUCGGUCCAACAAAGUCUCCUCCUUCUCUUCCACAUCAAGGGAGCAGCCUGAUCCCCAGCAGCCGCAAAACCGACCUCCGAGUGGUCAUCCCUCAUUGCAAAGGAAUGAUGCUGUUAGGGGGCGGGGUUAGCGCGAAUCGAGUCUCUGUAAUCGAUUUGCUUCAACCAUCUUUGACUGCAGCUGGUCUAGUAUUUAUCAUUUUAUCCCUCUGUUGGGCAGAUUACUCCCUGAGCAGUGCAGACAUGGCCGGCUUCAGCUCGGCCGCGGGCCUGGGCUCCAUGACAGCUUGGGAGCAGCACCAGCUCAGCUCCUUGGGAUCAGCAGGCUCCAAUCUUUCUGUCCACACCAACAUCAACAUCAAAGCUGAGCCCAUCUCUCCUCCACGCGACCACCUCACCCAGCCUGGAUACCUGACCCACCUCGCCGCACCUCCUCCUCCUCCUCCUCCUUCUGCCUCUUCAUCCACCCGGGCUGACUUAGGGAGGUCUCCCACCGGCAGCGUCAGCUCCUCCUGCAGCUCCCACGAGGACGGCAGCGACCGAGAGGAGCAUCAGCAGAGACGACGUCCAGACCUCCUGCUGCUCCCUGCAGGCCGGUCAGAGGGCAGGGAAAGCCCCACGGUGAAACGGAUGAGAAUGGACAGCUGGGUGACAUAAAAGACGACAUGGACGUCGGGAAAAAAUGCAGCAGGGACGCUUGUUAUGCAAAUAAAACAUUGGAUUUAAUCCACACAUUUUCCUUAAAUUAUGUUUCUUCUUUAUUUUUCUUUUCUGAGUUUUUCCUGCUUUACAGAUCAGAGUUUGGAUCUGAGCAUCUGGACAAUCUUUAAAUAAAACAUGGGACGUUAUUAAAUCCUAACUGCAGUACAAUCAGUUAUUCCUUAUCUGAUGCAAUGUGACAGAAUGACCGCCUGCCUCGUGGUCUUUUUUUUGUCUGUGUGUGUUUUUUGCUACAAAGCAGAUUGACUGAAUAAUUUCUGAACUUCUCAGGGUGAGAAACAUUGGAAGCAAUAUUCCCUCCGCUUACCGCCUGUAAUCCUUCCUUAUGGAAAGAAGAAACACCUAUUUAUAUCUGCCAAAGCCAUGUCUCAUCAUUUCAAAGCCAUCUCAGCCGUCUUCAUAUUUUUGUACAUAGCAUCUUUAUCCUGUAUCACUUGUAUUGUAACAACACAGUAUUGUCUGUUUUAUCUGACACUUUCCACCAGGUUUUGCAAAAAUACACUUUGAAAGAUGGUUCCUGUGUCCGUCUUCUGCUCAGUCACACGGUGACAGACAAAUUAAAUGGCCUCCCUGAUC